GGGAAUCUUGAUCUUAGGAAGGAGCCCUGAACAUGGCCUGGUGAUGUUCGCAAUUAAAGUCAAACUUUAAACCGUGAGUGAUAAGGAAUACACACUCUAAAUAAUUGUGCCUCUGCAUUCAGCCACCUUUGCACUGAGCUCUAGAAGGCCCUGUGAAGAUUAGACAAGUAAACAUGGAACGAAAUGUCUAAAUCCUCAGUCUAGGUAUCCAAGUCACCUGCUCUGCUGUCUGUUCCUGCCUGCUGUCACUGACCAUAUCCAUCAUGCCCAGGGGACAGAAGAGUAGGGCCCGAGCUCGUGAGAAGCGUCGCCAGACCAAAACUGAGUCCCAGGAGCUUGAGGGUACUCAGACCAUGCCAUCAGAGCAAAAAGGGUCAUCCUCUUCCUCUGCUCAGGCCUCUGGAGAUGCUGUCCCAAGUCCCUCUUCUGAUACCCUUACCAAGUUGUUUCAAGGAAUGUCUUGCACCACCACUUUCAGUAUUUGCAUUGCCUGCAAAAGGGCUGAUACAAAUGCCAAGAGCCGACGGAAGCAAAAUAUGAGUUCCUCUAUGGCCCAGCAGUCCAAGAGCCCAAAGCAAGAUCUUCUAACAAGGAAGACUGGGAUGCUAAUGGAGUACAUGCUCAGCAAGUACAAACACAAGGAGCCCCUACUGAGGGAAGAAAUGCUGAAUGUUGUCACCAAAAGUUUCAAGGAGCAGUUCCCUGAGAUCCUUAAGAAAGCCUCCAACCGCAUGGAUAUGGUUUUUGGCCUUGAGUUGAAAGAAAUCCAGCCCAAGGGUCGAUCAUAUGAGCUUGUCAGUAAACUGGAUUUCCAGGAUGAUGGAAGUGGGAGCAGUGAGCUGGGUGUUCCUACUAGGGGCAUUCUGAUCCCCCUCCUAAGUGUGAUCUACUUAAACAACUACUGUGCCCCAGAGAAGGAGGUCUGGCACUUCCUGAAUAUGUUAGGAGUCUAUGAUGGGGUCCCACACAUCAUCUUUGGGAAUGCCAGGAAGCUCAUCACUGAAGAUCUAGUGCAGGAAGAGUACCUAGAAUACCGUGAGGUUCCUGAUAGUGACCCUCCGUCCUAUCAGUUCCUGUGGGGUUCAAAAGCCUACUCUGAAACGAGCCAAGUAAAGGUGAUGGAGUUUUUGGCCCGCAUCAAUGAAACUGACUCCUCUCCCUCCCCAUCCAAUCAUGAAGAAUCUUUUAAGGCAAAAGAUAAAACCCAAGCUGAAGGUACAGGCCAGGGAAGCACGAAAUCCAAGGCCAAGAAACGUUCUAAAGCCAAGUCCCGCAUGCCUACACCUACUAGUGAAAUCUAAGGUAGUCUCUACUGUGUUAUUGAAAGAUCGCACUAACCUUUGUUUUUGUGAUGCUUAAAUUAGUUGUUGAUAAAAUUGUUUAGUGUCUUUUAUCAUAGUGUUUACUUGAAGUCAGAAGUUGCAUAGAAAUAAUACAAUAGAUUAUGCCUUCAUUGCUGUUUACCAAGUUGAGGGUUGAAAGUUUGAUUUGAUAUGAAAUAUUUGAAAUUUCAUAAUUACCUUAAGGCAACAUGGGAUUGGAAUGUAAAUGUGCUUGAGAGUGGGAGAGAAAAGAAGAUAGAGAAAAUAUAGUAGACUUUCAGUUCAUGUGUUGUUUUACUCCAUAUUUUCUUUUCAAACUUGUAAGACAUGAUACGUGCUUUGCUUAUGCUAUUAAAUAAUGUGUAAGAAACCAAA
Messenger RNA from Rattus norvegicus (Norway rat), 1697 nucleotides. The record is from RefSeq and is a predicted model, not a curated record. Lineage: Eukaryota; Metazoa; Chordata; Mammalia; Rodentia; Muridae.